Messenger RNA from Sphaeramia orbicularis (orbiculate cardinalfish), 1398 nucleotides. RefSeq names its product rhophilin associated tail protein 1-like (gene ropn1l). The coding region runs from base 110 to 814 and encodes 234 amino acids. The record is from RefSeq and is a predicted model, not a curated record. The transcript is spliced from 6 exons. Lineage: Eukaryota; Metazoa; Chordata; Actinopteri; Kurtiformes; Apogonidae.
GCGACGCUGGCCACUAUACACAAAUCCAGCGCUAGAUGUAAAUACUGCUAACUUAAUUAGCUAGAUGUCUUAACUGUUCUCUUAACAUUCAGUUUUCAACUAUUCAGCCAUGCCUCUUUCAGACACAAUGUACUGUGCUCAGCAAAUAAACAUCCCUCCUGAGCUGCCAGACAUCCUUAAAAACUUCACCAAGGCAGCCAUCCGGACACAGCCUAAGGAUGUACUUGUAUGGUCUGCUGCGUAUUUUUCAGCGCUGUCCAAAGGAGAACGUCUGCCUGUUAAGGACAGGCUGGAGAUGAAUGUUGCUACCCAGAAAACAGACACUGGGCUGACCCCAGGCCUACUAAAGACUCUCCACAAACAGCUCUCUGCCAAGCAAACAUGCAGCAGGGAAGAUCUGCAGAAGAAAUGGAAGGGCCUGUGUCUACCCAUGGAUCAGCUGGAGAAUCUGCUGUCACUGGGCAGCUUCGGCCCAGAUAUUGACUGGAUGGAGUUUUUUGCCCUCGGCUGUAGUGCUCUGGGAGGGACCCUCAUGGCUGCUCUGAAGUAUGCCUGUGAGAUUCUGACAGAGGAUGAGGAUGGUGGUGCUGCAAGGAUCCCAUUCCACACCUUUACUGAACUCUACACCUACCUGGCUGUUUUGGAUGGUGACAUACCACAAGACCACCGAGACAUGUUUCUCAACAGCCUACAAGCACAAGUGGAACUGCAGCAUGGAAUGAUUAAACCUCUAGACUUUAUCCAUCGAGAUGAUAUGGACCCAACUUCUGCUGGUUCAUCAGACUUUUCCAGGAGGACCUCAAGAGCUGAAUAAAAUUGAGCAGACUGACAUAAAGAUAUUUUCUAACUUAUAUGAUGAAUAUUGAAAGGUAAUCCGGGUCCUGCAAAAUCUGCUGGAAAAAUGGGUGAAAUGUCACUGACGCCAACCCUACCUUUCCUCAAGAAAUGUUUAAGAAGCCCUUCCAGGAACUGAGGUGGAGCCACCAAACAUAAACAACCACACUUACAAAGGUACCUGUAAAUCAAACAAAAACUCCCAAAGCAUUGUUGUUUGAUGAUAAUCUUCCAAAUAGACCAUUCUCUACUGAGACACAUAUGAGGCAUGAAAUGAAAUAUCAAGAACUGAUCCUGUGAAAUAAAUAUAUUGAAUAUUUAGGAAUUAAUUUAGCAUAGUUUUCCACUGAUGUGAGGAGCAUUGUAUUUUUUUUUUGGAACUACAGUUUAUGUUUGUACCUUUGUUUGUGUGUAUCUAAUCUGUUUGUCUAAAGUGGAUAAAAGAGAUGAUUCAAUCUGUUCAUAUGAAGGAUUUUACCUUGUCAAACAUCUGUCACACUUUACAGUUUCUUUAGGAUCGACUCAGUAAUGCAGGAUAACAAUAAAUAGGGAUUGUCCACGCUG